Messenger RNA from Nipponia nippon (crested ibis), 3126 nucleotides. Lineage: Eukaryota; Metazoa; Chordata; Aves; Pelecaniformes; Threskiornithidae. The record is from RefSeq and is a predicted model, not a curated record.
AUGAAAGGUAUGGUGGUGUGGUGGUGCUGUCUGAGGAGCCAGCAAGCUCUCAGGGAGGGGGAAGAAGUUAUUAGUAAUGAGGGGAAUGACUGUGGCUGGUGGGUUGGGUUGGGUGACAGUUUACCUGGACCAGUGCUGGAGCUUGCAGAAGCUGUGGAGCCCAGUGCCCCUGUACGCAGCCCUGAUGAGCUCUCUUGCCAUCAUCACCCAGCUGCAAUGGAAGUGCACUUUAAGUGUCUUUUUUCUUCUUCACAAGAUAAAAGGCGGCAGCUGCUCAUGUUUGAAAUAAGUGAAUCUUCAUCAAGAAACACGCCAUCCUCUCCAAAAGCACAGCCCUCAGGAGCCCCUGAUUGGAGUCCCAGCCUCUCUGAGAACCAGCGCCUGUGCAUCCUCUGUGAUCUUGAAAACUCCAGGACGAAAAUGAGGAGCGCGGUGUCAGUUCGAGAGGGGCAGGGAGUCGUGCUGCUCUGUGGACCACCCCCCCGGGCGGGAGAAUUGUCAUUUGCUUGGAUCUUCAACGAAUAUCCAUCAUUUGUACAAGAGGACAGUCGGCGAUUUGUGUCUCAAGAGACUGGUCACCUCUACAUAGCCAAAGUCGAGCCAUCGGAUGUAGGAAAUUACACCUGCGUUGUAACCAGCACUGUGACCAACAGCCAAGUUCUUGGGUCACCAACUCCUCUAGUGCUGCGCACGGAUGGUGUGAUGGGAGAAUAUGAACCCAAAAUAGAAGUUCAGUUUCCGGAGACACUUCCUGCAGCUAAAGGCUCAACUGUGAAGCUAGAAUGCUUUGCACUAGGAAACCCUGUGCCUCAGAUUAACUGGAGAAGAACUGAUGGUCUGCCAUUUCCAAGUAAAAUAAAGCUGAGGAAAUCCAAUGGCAUGAUUGAAAUACCUAAUUUCCAGCAGGAGGAUGCAGGACUAUAUGAGUGCAUUACUGAAAACUCAAGAGGAAAAAACAUUGCAAGAGGACGUCUCACUUACUAUGCAAAGCCUCACUGGACCCAGACGAUAAAAGAUAUUGAAGUUGCUGUAGAGGACACCUUAUACUGGGAUUGCAGAGCAAGUGGGAAGCCCAAACCAUCGUAUAGGUGGCUGAAGAAUGGAGACCAACUGUCAAUAGAGGGAAGGAUCCAAAUUGAAAAUGGUGCACUUACAAUAUCAAAUCUAAAUCUGACAGAUUCUGGCAGAUACCAAUGCAUAGCUGAAAAUAAACAUGGAGUCAUUUAUUCGAGUGCAGAGCUCAGGGUUGUAGCUUCUGCUCCAGAUUUUUCCAAGAAUCCAAUGAAGAAACUGAUCCAGGUUCAAAUAGGCAGCACAGUUACUUUUGAAUGCAAACCCAAAGCUUCCCCUAAGGCCAGAUGCUCCUGGAAGAAGGGAGGUGAGCACCUACACGAAAAUGAAAGAAUCAUGUUAUUAAAGGAUGGAGGACUAAGAAUAGCAAAUGUGACCAAAGUUGAUGCUGGAAGCUACACAUGCCUGGCAACAAACCAGUUUGGAACAGCCAGUGGCUCAACAAACUUAAUAGUUACAGAGCCAACAAGGAUUACUUUGGCACCUUCCAACAUGGAUGUCACUGUCGGAGAAAGUGUCGUCUUGCCUUGCCAGGUUCAGCAUGAUCCUAUACUGGACAUCAGCUUUACCUGGUAUUUCAAUGGAACGCUCACCGAUUUCAAGAAAGAUGGUUCUCAUUUUGAGAAGGUUGGAGGGAGUGCAUCAGGAGAUUUAAUGAUUAGAAACAUCCAGCUGAAACAUAGUGGAAAAUAUGUUUGUAUGGUGAAGACAGAAGUGGAUAGUGUAGCAUCUGCAGCGGACCUUAUCGUACGAGGCUCACCUGGGCCCCCCGAACAUGUGAAAGUGGAUGAAAUAACUGAUACCACGGCUCAGAUCUCCUGGCAAGAAGGCACAGACAAUCACAGCCCAGUAACCACUUACACCAUACAAGCAAGGACACCUUUUUCAGUUGGCUGGCAGCGAGUUACAACAGUUCCAGACGUGAUCGAUGGAAAAACAUUCACAACCACAGUAGUGGAUUUAAAUCCUUGGGUUGAAUAUGAGUUUCGUGUAGUUGCCAGUAACAAAAUAGGAGGUGGAGAACCUAGUUUACCCUCAGAAAAAGUAAGAACUGAAGAGGCAGUUCCUGAAAUUCCCCCCUCUGAAGUCAGUGGGGGAGGAGGCAGCAGGUCUGAACUGGUCAUAACAUGGGAUCCCAUCCCUGAAGAAUUACAGAACGGAGAAGGAUUUGGCUAUGUUGUUGCUUUCCGCCCCUUUGGCACCACAACAUGGAUACAGACUGUGGUCACCUCUCCUGACACACCAAGAUAUGUCUUUAGGAAUGAAAGCAUCUUGCCCUUUUCGCCAUAUGAAGUCAAAGUUGGUGUCUAUAACAAUAAAGGAGAAGGGCCAUUUAGUUCAGUAACCACAGUUUUUUCAGCUGAAGAAGAGCCUAGCAUAGCACCCUCUGGGGUAUCUGCGACGAGUCUGUCGUCCUCAGUCAUCGAGGUCUCCUGGACAGCCAUUCCCUGGAAGAUGAGCAGUGGAAGGUUACUGGGUUACGAGGUUAGGUACUGGAAUAAUGGUGGAAAAGAAGAAUCUUCAAACAGAGUAAAAGCUGCAGGGAAUGAGACAUCAGUAAGAAUAACAGGUUUGAAGAGCAACUUAGCAUACUACACAGCUGUCCGUGCUUAUAACAGUGCUGGAGCAGGCCCCUUUAGUGCCACAGUAAAUGCUACCACAAAAAAGACACCACCCAGUCAACCACCAGGAAACGUUAUGUGGAAUGUCACCGACUCCAGAGUAGUCCUCAGCUGGGAGGAUGUAAGAGCUAUGGAGAACGAGUCCGAGGUGACUGGGUAUAAGGUUUUGUACAGGACCAGCAGUCAGACCAAUAUGAGCGUGCUGAACACGAACAAGACAACCGCUGAACUUCUGCUGCAGUUUAACAAAGAUUACACUAUAGAAGUUAAAGCAACAAGUGAUGGCGGAGAUGGCACUAGCAGCGAUCAGAUCCUGAUUCCCAGGCUAGCUAGUAUGGAUGCAAGAGGGUCUGGUCCGUCAGUCUUGAACAUCUUCAGUGUAUCCAGCUUCUUACCAACAAUAUUUUCCUUGAUUCUUAAUUCAGUGUUGUGA